AUGGGUGAUACUGAGAAGGGCAAGAAGAUUUUUGUUCAGGAAUGUGCCUGGUGCCACACUGUGGAAAAGGGAAGCAAGCAGAAGACUGGACCAAAUCUGCCUGGUCUGUUUGUGCAGAAGAUAGGUCAGGGCCCUGGAUUCUCUUACAGAGAUGCCAACAAGAGCAAAGGCACCACUUGGGGAGAGGAGAUACUGAUGGAGUAUUUGGAGAAUCCCAAGAAGCUCAGCGAGGAAGACGACGUGCCAGAGAAGGCGGAUUUUCUCGGGUUGGUAUUCACCACGCCACGUCUUCUGACUUUCCGCCAAGCAGUGAGCGAGGUGGCUAUCGACGUCCAGCCGGUACAGCGUGGCGGCCAAGGGGCCUGCGCCUGA
Messenger RNA from Choloepus didactylus (southern two-toed sloth), 372 nucleotides. Its product is annotated as cytochrome c-like. The transcript has 2 exons. Gene Ontology annotation, molecular function: heme binding; electron transfer activity. The record is from RefSeq and is a predicted model, not a curated record. NCBI's taxonomy places the organism in Eukaryota, Metazoa, Chordata, Mammalia, Pilosa, Megalonychidae. Gene Ontology annotation, biological process: mitochondrial electron transport, ubiquinol to cytochrome c; mitochondrial electron transport, cytochrome c to oxygen. Bases 1 to 372 code for a protein of 123 amino acids. Gene Ontology annotation, cellular component: mitochondrial intermembrane space.